AUGGCAGCCACUUCACAGGAUCCAACUGCUGCUGCAAUCACAAGAAGGCUAGAAGGAAAAGUUGCCCUCAUAACAGGAGGAGCCAGUGGAAUUGGAGAAUGCACUGCAAAAAUCUUCUCCCAACAUGGUGCCAAAGUUGUGAUUGCUGAUGUCCAAGAUGAAUUAGGUCACUCAGUUGUCGAAGCCAUUGGCCCUAACAAUUCCACCUACAUCCACUGCGAUGUUACUAAUGAAGACGAUGUCAAAAAUGCCGUGGACAAAGCAGUUUCAAUCUAUGGAAAACUGGACAUUAUGUUCAACAAUGCAGGAAUUGCCGAUCCCAACAAGCCCCGUAUAAUAGAUAAUGAAAAAGCAGACUUUGAACGCGUUCUCAGUGUAAAUGUCACCGGAGUUUUCCUAUGCAUGAAGCACGCAGCACGAGUUAUGGUGCCAGCACGUAGUGGCAGCAUAAUUUCCACUGCCAGUGUAAGCUCAACUAUUGGUAGUGCUGCUUCACAUGCUUAUUGUUGUUCAAAGCAUGCUGUAUCAGGCCUUACUAAGAAUCUGGCAGUCGAGCUUGGACAAUUUGGCAUUAGGGUUAAUUGUUUGUCUCCUUACGCGCUUGCUACGCCUUUGGCCAAGAAAUUUGUAGGGCUUGAAAAGGACGAAGAUAUGGAGAAUGCCAUGAGCCUUAUGGGAAACCUGAAAGGUACAAAUUUGAAGGCUGAGGAUGUUGCCAAUGCAGCUCUUUAUCUGGCUAGUGAUGAGGCAAAAUAUGUGAGUGGGCAUAAUCUGUUCAUUGAUGGAGGUUUCAGCGUCUACAAUUCUGCAAUUAAAAUGUUCCAAUAUCCAGAUUCUUGA
Fraxinus pennsylvanica is the source of this 840-nucleotide messenger RNA. NCBI's taxonomy places the organism in Eukaryota, Viridiplantae, Streptophyta, Magnoliopsida, Lamiales, Oleaceae. The record is from the annotation of a GenBank genome assembly.